UGCCAUAAACUUGCAAAUAAAAAGUUCAGCCCAAUGAACGCUUGGGAGAAAGGACGGUUAGCACCGCGCAGCCACUUUCAUCGUUUCCGACCAAUACGACCAUUGGGCGGGGCUCCGCUCCUCCGUUAUCCAGACUAUCCUAGAAAUACACCUAUCAGCCGGCUUGCUUCUUCACCACCUGGCUGGUACCACCUUAAAGUAGAUAACACAGCACCGGCGGUCAGUGUUCUCUAUGCGGCUGGACUCCGUCAUCUUGAGCGCUACAGUAUCAUAGAAGAGAGCCCAACUGCCGAAGUUGUCAGAGAAAAAGCAAGUCAGAAGACAAUGAAGGGGAGCCCUUAUCGGGGCACUGAAGACGAUGCUGUUAAAGAUGGUGAUGAUGAAGAAGAUGAGGUUGAAGAUACUGGAUUGGAAGUGCGUCUACUGACGCCGUGUCUCAUCGAUCGUAUUCAAGUGGAUGGAGCAGGCCUUGAGGACGAAAUGAUCACAGGGUUGGAAUUGGAGUCAAGAACCCCAAGUAUACCUCUUAUGUUCUCUUGCACUUAUCCGAAAGGAUGUGUUGCUUAA
Molecule: messenger RNA, 567 nt
Organism: Protopolystoma xenopodis
Lineage: Eukaryota; Metazoa; Platyhelminthes; Monogenea; Polystomatidea; Polystomatidae
Source: the annotation of a GenBank genome assembly